CUCACUAUAUAUUUAUAUACAUACAGACAUAUUUCGAGAGAGAGAGUGUGUGUGUCUUGUUUUUCUCUUAUUUAUAUUACGCGAAUUGGGGUUCCAUAUUUUUUUGGUCGAUCGAACAAUUGAAAAUAGAAUUACUAUAACUAUUAAGAUCAAAUCUGAGAGAGUGAAAAAAAGAUCAGAAGAAAAAAAUGGGUUUAAUUCCACCAGAACUGAGUUUGGAUUGUAGACCCAAAACUUACAUUCCCCACACGAUUAUUGAAUUUCUUCAAGAAGUUUCGACGAUGGAUAAUAGCGUGUACGAGAAAACGUUGAAGAUUGAAGAUUACGUGAAAAGACUUGAAGAUGAAAUGAAGAAAAUUGAUUCUUUCAAACGCGAGCUCCCCCUUUGUUUGCUUCUUGUUAAUGAUGCGAUUAUGGCUUUGAGAGAAGAAUCUACACAGUAUAAGAAACCAAUUGUCAAACCUGUAUUUGAAGAAUCCAUACCAUUGAAGAAGAUUUCCCUUAAAGAUGAUAAAGUUGAAAUGAACAAAGAUAAUGAUAGUAGAGAAAAAAUGAGUUGGAUGAGCUCUGUGCAGCUCUGGGACAGUGAUCCUCAAAACCCAAAUACUGAUAUUCAUAACAGUAAAAAAAGUUCUAAAUCCGAGCCAAAGAAGAUACCCCCCCAAGGAGGAGAUAACUCAGGAUCAUAUGAUCCAUUUCAAUCUUGUAAAUCCAGGAAUAUGGGAAAGGCAUUUUCCCCUUUCAAUGGGUAUUCUGGAUUUCCCGUGAAAGUGGAUCGGAAAGAAGAUAAAGAUGAUCUACCAGGAUUGACACUUCCUACUCCUGGAAUAAAAAAUCUCGAGGAUUCAAUGAUCAAUGGCUUGUCUUCAAAACCCCGUGAUAACAGUGUCACUUCAUCUAUUAUAGUAAGUUAUCGGUCAAAUAUACACAUAACAUCACAGCUUCAGCAGCAGCAGCAGACUGCUAGAAAGCAAAGGAGAUGCUGGUCACCUGAGUUACAUAGGCGAUUUAUUGACGCACUCAAGCAACUUGGGGGUUCACAAGCUGCAACUCCUUAGCAGAUUAGAGAGCUUAUGCAAGUGGAUGGCUUAACCAAUGAUGAAGUGAAGAGUCAUUUGCAAAAGUAUCGACUUCAUAUACGAAAACUUUCCGAUACACAGACCCCAUCAACGAGUGAAUCUGUUGUAUUGGGGAACAUAUGGUUGCCUCAAGACCAAUAUGGUGAAUCCUCAAAGCAUAGCAGUUCUCAGUCUGGUUCUCCUCAUUGUCCCCUUCAGUUAGGGGGUAGCUCUCGAGGUACUUCCAUGACUCUGGGAGAUAGCAUGGAAGAGGAAGAUGAUGAAAGAUCUGAGAGUCACAGCUGGAAAGUUCAAAUGUCUAAGAAAAUCGAUGUACAGAUGUCCACCAUGAAUUUUGAAGAUAAAAGUAUACAUGGGGAUGAAUUGAUCACUAUAAAAUGAGAUACUAUACUUAUAAAUGAAUCUUUGAAAGUACGCCAAAUUUUGCAGGAUUAGAUUUUCUUUCUUUGUGUUAAACUCAGUUCUUGUGAUUUGCUGUGUCGGUAUAAGGAACUUCAAGUUAAGUCCAACCAUUUAGAAAUGAAAGAUGGCACCACUCUGGGAGCAAACUAUUAGUAUUACUUGGUAUAAAUUUCUGUUGAGAUUUCUUA
This is a messenger RNA of Nicotiana tabacum (common tobacco), 1669 nucleotides long. Lineage: Eukaryota; Viridiplantae; Streptophyta; Magnoliopsida; Solanales; Solanaceae. The record is from RefSeq and is a predicted model, not a curated record.